CACGAAACCUCUGUGCCAACAUAUUACCGGGGCGAAACCACCCGUGACCUCUGAUACAAUUGAGUCUACCAAAUGACGACGGUGGAAGUGAAAGGUCUGUGAAUGAAAAGUAUACUCACGAGGAGAAAUAUCAAAGAGGUAUAAAUUUGAAUAUUUAAUUUUACCCUACUAAAUCUCCGGAAUUCAGGAGUUUCCCUGGGCUUAGCCUCCGGAACCCCAACAGGACUUUGCUAUGGACCCACUAGGGGCCUCAAGAUUGAUUAGAAGUAUCUGACCUGAUGGAUCAGCGUUGGGCCCAGGAUGUGUUACGGUGUCAUCUCUGUGAGACUCCAUCUUCCUCUAUGUACUGUGACAUUUGUCACAUAUAUCUGUGUAAAGCCUGUGUGGGAGAACAUCUCUCCGAUGAAUCCCAAGAUCACAAAGUUGUGUCACUUAAAAAGAGAGGAUCUACAACUAAAUGUCCAAAACAUUCUUCAAACAUAAGCGUACUUUAUUGUCAACAGUGUGACAUUCCUAUUUGUACAACAUGUGCUUCAUCUGAAGAGCAUCAUGGUCAUAAAUUUAUUGAAUUAAUGGAAAACAAGAGAGAAGUCAUUCAAAAAGAUUUACAGGAAUUAGAAAAACUUAUUUAUCCUCAAUAUCAAGAGAUUGCAUCAGAAAUUCCAAUUCAUUUCGCUGAUCUGAAUACAAACUCACAGGAAUUGACAACAGCUAUCAACCAACAUCAAGAUGACUUAUUCAGCGAAAUAGACACCAUGACUAAGACACUGAAAUCUUAUCUUGCUAAAAUGGACUCCAAACACCUGGCUGUACUACACAAGCAGGAAGAUGAAAUUAAACACACUAUUUCUGAAAUCACCCAGAGCAUUGCUGAUCUGAAAAAGUUACUAGACACUAAUGAUGCAAGCCUUGUCGCUGCCUACAAAUCAAGAAAUGCCAAAUUCAGAAGAUUGCCUCCUAAACUUAAGGUUUCAUUACCACGUUUUAUUCCUCGGGGAUUCAACAAAGAACUGUUUGGUUCUCUGACAGCGUUAUCUUUAAUAAAAGAAGAACGUUGUAGCAUAAUUAAUUCUCCUGUUGCUGGGUCAUCUAUCCUGGACAAACUGCUCAUUGAUGCACCACGGAUCAUCGCAAAAGUAAAAACGGAGGUUAAAUUUUUGGGCAGUGUGGCCUGUCUAAGUGAUAAUGAUAUGUGGACGUGUGGUGAAGACAAUAUCAUGCGACUUUACAACCUCCAGGGAGAACUAGUGCAGUCAAUCCAUUCCAAGUCAGGAAAAAAUCCAUGGGACAUAGCAGUGACACGGACUGGGGAUCUUGUUUAUACUGAUGACAAAGAUAGAAGUGUGAACAUACUUAAGAAAAAAAAGAUAAAAACAUUGAUCAGAACAAGGGAUUGGAUUCCUCGCAAUGUAUGUAGUGCCUCAUCUGGUGACUUCUUAGUUGUUAUGACCAGUGAUGAUGAGAAACAAACAAAAGUUGUGCGUUAUUCCGACGCCACAGAAAAACAAAGUAUUCAGUUUGAUGACAAAGGACGACCUCUCUAUUCACCUGAUUGCAUUAAAUACAUCAGUGAGAACAGAAAUCUAGAUAUUUGUCUGUCAGAUUAUGGGGGUCAUGCAGUAGUUGUAGUAAAUCAGGCCGGGAAAUUCCGGUUUACCUACACUGGUCCUCCCUCUACUAAGAAACAAUCAUUUGAUCCACUCGGCAUAGCUACAGACAGCCAGGGACUGAUACUUAUUGCAAAUAUUAACACCAGCUGUAUCCAUGUUGUGGAUCAGGACGGACAGUUUCUCCGUUACAUUAAGAAUUGUGCUUUACAGAAUCCACGAGGUUUUAGUGUGGACACCAGCGACAACCUCUUCGUUGUUGAGUACUAUUCUUAUCAAUUGAAGAAAAUAAAAUAUUAUAUUUAGAACAUAAUAUGCCGCUUCGACUUUCUCUGUAUGUAUUGCUUAUUGACAAACUGAAAUUGUAUGUAUAGUAAACAUAUAUGUGUAUAGAAAAUGAUUACCUGUAUUUUGUAACAAUAUUAUUCACAUAAGAUAUACCUUCAUUAAAUUAUUCUUUCAAGUAAUUCAUGUCAUAGGUUUA
This is a messenger RNA of Magallana angulata, 2091 nucleotides long. RefSeq names its product tripartite motif-containing protein 2-like. Gene Ontology annotation, cellular component: nucleoplasm; chromatin. Bases 279 to 1913 code for a protein of 544 amino acids. The transcript is spliced from 3 exons. Gene Ontology annotation, molecular function: ubiquitin-protein transferase activity; zinc ion binding. Gene Ontology annotation, biological process: positive regulation of DNA-templated transcription. The record is from RefSeq and is a predicted model, not a curated record. NCBI's taxonomy places the organism in Eukaryota, Metazoa, Mollusca, Bivalvia, Ostreida, Ostreidae.